Messenger RNA from Plasmodium inui San Antonio 1, 1236 nucleotides. RefSeq lists its product as hypothetical. The transcript has a single exon. The record is from RefSeq and is a predicted model, not a curated record. The coding region runs from base 1 to 1236 and encodes 411 amino acids. Lineage: Eukaryota; Apicomplexa; Aconoidasida; Haemosporida; Plasmodiidae.
AUGAGCAAACCGAAGAUUUUAAUAUGCCAGAUAAAAAGCGUUGGCGACAUCAAAGGGUGGAGCUUGAAGGGAAUAGAGUCAUGCAGAAAGAAAAUAUUCGGGUACGCAGGAAAUAUGCCGGGCGAAAAACAGUGGAUCAAACCACUAAUCGGGAAAAGCAUGCAAAAUUAUUAUUUCCCGUCAAAAUAUUUACACCUCGAUUUUAACUUAAAGGAGUACAUGAGGAUGCAGACCGUGCGUUUUAAAAAGAAGGAGACAGACGACAGCUUAAUUAAAUUGCAAAAAUGCAUUAACCUCAUAAUUGAGAACAAAGACAAGGUGGAAGAAUUUUUAGCAAAGAUACCAAAGGAGUUGUAUCUCGAAAAUCAAAGCUUGAAAGAUUUUUACUCUCUAUAUUUGACCGUCUUCCCGGACCAUAAACGCCAAGAAGAGGAGAAGAGCCAACACCAAGAGGAGUACCGACACGAAGAGAAGUACCACCACAAACGUGCGUUGUCGCCCGAUGAUUUAAGAGAGUUAAAUUUGCACGAACACAAAUUCAGUUGGUUUAGCCCGCGAGGGGAAAGUGGCAGGGAAACACAAGGGGAUAAGUCCAAUUUCGGGGACUCUCCUUCUUGCAAACAAGAUGGAAGUGAAAGCAGAAAUUACGUGAACAGGUCACGCAAAUUGGAAGAAAAAAAGGUGAUACUCGAAGAGAAGGAAGAAAGUGAGAUGGCCCAAAACGUAUGUGAAGAAGUAACAGCACACACGAACAGUUAUGACAAAAUAAUUUUUGCCAGAACGAAGGGAAGACUAUCAUUUAAGAGGAUAAUACUUGGGGAGAAUGCCCCGACGGAUGGCGAUAAACCGCUCACACGAUUGAAUUGUGGGAAGGAAGUAAAUACGACGGGCCAGAAGCUGCACUACAUAGACUGUGACGUGAACAUAGGACUGGAGGAGCGCCAAGAAAAAACCCAAGCAGAAAUGGAGGAACACGAAAGAUCAAAAAAUCACUUUUUGGAUUUGCUAAACCAAAGUGAACAUUUACAAAACACUUUUUCCAUCAGAAACAGGUUUAUCGACCCAUUGUAUCUCCGACGGAGGUACUCCUUCAUUGACAAAUUAACCAAAAAGAAGAUAAAAAAAGAAAAGUAUAGAACAUACAGAAGGCACUUCAUUAAGCAUGCCGAUGAGAAGGAAAUGUGGCCAGAUAAUAAGGGACUUCUCAACAAGGUUUACCCAAAUCCGUACUCGUGA